Castor canadensis (American beaver) is the source of this 671-nucleotide messenger RNA. Lineage: Eukaryota; Metazoa; Chordata; Mammalia; Rodentia; Castoridae. The record is from RefSeq and is a predicted model, not a curated record.
GUCUUGACUGCAGAGGAGUUGAAAGCUGCUCAGACCUCUGUUGCAUACGGCUGUAUCAAAUAUGCCGACCUCUCCCAUAACCGGCUGAAUGACUACACCUUCUCCUUUGACAAAAUGCUCGAUGACAGAGGGAACACGGCCGCGUACCUGCUGUACGCCUUCACUAGAAUCAGGUCUAUUGCGCGCCUGGCCAACAUUGAUGAAGACAUGCUCCAGAAGGCUGCUCGGGAGACCAAGAUCGUCUUAGACCACGAGAAGGAGUGGAAACUGGGCCGGUGCAUCUUGCGCUUCCCUGAGAUUUUACAGAAGAUUUUAGAUGACUUGUUUCUCCACACACUCUGUGAUUAUAUUUAUGAGCUGGCGACUACCUUCACAGAGUUCUAUGAUAGCUGCUACUGUGUGGAGAAAGAUCGACAGACUGGGAAAGUACUGAAGGUGAACAUGUGGCGUCUGCUGCUGUGUGAGGCAGUAGCUGCUGUGAUGGCCAAGGGGUUCGAUAUCCUAGGAAUAAAACCUGUCCACAGGAUGUGAUCCUUCUGAGGUUUGAAUACUGUGUUUUUAUCAGAGUGCCACUAGGACUGUUUUUUUAACAGUCCCUAGUAAAGAAAAUUUUUGAACUAUAUAUGCAAAAUGUGAUUCUUAAGAUUUCUAAAAAUAAAAAAAAUUCUGUU